Molecule: messenger RNA, 2698 nt
Organism: Ixodes scapularis (black-legged tick)
Lineage: Eukaryota; Metazoa; Arthropoda; Arachnida; Ixodida; Ixodidae
Product: organic cation transporter protein
Exons: 12
Coding region: 110-1762 (550 amino acids)
Biological process (GO): transmembrane transport
Cellular component (GO): membrane
Molecular function (GO): transmembrane transporter activity
Source: RefSeq, a predicted model, not a curated record
AAGAUAUGGCAGAAAGUAACCUGGCUGAUAAGAGGCCAAAUCAUUUUAUGUUCGUCGUGCUUGCCGCAUGGUCUCUUCAUUGUUCACCAGCAACUAAACAGCGAAAAGGAUGGCAGGCAUGGACGACAUCUUCACCCACUUAGGUCCAUGGCACUACCCAGUCAUCAUCUUCUGCUUUCUGCGUGGCUUGCCAACAGCAUAUCACAUCAUGGCUCCAACGUUCAUUGCUCCGACCUUAGAACACUGGUGCGCCAAACCCCCACAACUGAAGAACUGGACCGACGAAGAGUGGAUGCAGCAUGGAAUUCCACACACGGGGGGAGGAACUGGAAGUCAGGUGCUAAGCCGGUGCGAAAUGUUCGGUCUGGAAGAAGCGGAGGACGGUUCCUAUCGAAUACUGAACGACACAAGGCUGCCUUGCUCCAGUUGGCACUAUGAGAUGGGAGACAACAUCAAUACACUCACCAACGAGUUUGACUUGGUGUGUGACCGCGUAUGGCUCAGAGCUGCAUCGCAGAGUAUUUUUAUGGUGGGAAUCAUGGUUGGAAAUAUAAUAUUUUCACAUCUCUCGGAUUGGUACGGUCGGAAAAGGGCAUUGCUUUUUGCUUUACCUUUGCCAAUCGCAUGCGGCGUUCUAACUGCCUUCUCUCCGAGCUACCUUGUCUACAACCUGGGACGCUUUGCCGCGUCCAUUGGAAUAGGAGGCCUACAGAACAGCACGUUUACACUGAUGAUUGAAGUCAUCGCCGCACGGCAUAGAGCGGUGGCCACUCUGAUCUACAGUGCUGGAUGGACUACGGGCCUGAUGACACUAACUGCUUUUGCGUGGUACAUCAGGAACUGGAUGCACCUUCAGCUCGUCAUCUCUCUCUUUUACAUCAUCCACAUUUUUGUCUUGUUUUUUCUGCCUGAAUCUCCUCGGUGGUUGCUAGCUACGAGAAACUACGGGAAAGCGGACAAAAUCCUUAAGUCAGCCAUUAGAAAGAACAAAGUAAAGGAUGUCGACGUGGGCGACCUGAUAAAAAGCUUCGAAGAAAAAAUGGAACAGGAAAAAAUGUCUACAAAACCAACUUUCGUUGAUCUGUUUCGUUACCGAUGUAUUCGAAGAACGACAUAUGUGAAAGCUGCUAUGGGGAUUCUCAGCACACUGCUUUACUACAACCUCACAUACUCCAUCAUUCUCGUGGGUUCCAACCCGUUUGCGAGUUUCGCCCUCAUGGGCGCCAUGGAGUAUCCCGUGAAAAUUGUCUCUCUGUUCUUUGUCAACUACCUAAAGAGAAGAACAUCGUACGGUGUACUGUACAGUUACGCCUUCAUCUGCUCCUUGGCCGCCAUCUUUCUUCCAAGAGAUCCCUGGUGGCUGCAGCUGAUAUUUGUGCUUCAGGUGAAGCUUGGGUCAUCCUGCGCCUCCACAGUACUCUUUGUUCAGCGCUCCGAGCUCUAUCCGACGAAGGUCAGGACUCUGGCAACAGGCUUCAUGAUUAUGGCAUCCAGGGUCGGCGCCAUGACAGCUCCGUUCACAAAGGAAUUGGGUGUGAUCAUCGGACCAUGGGCUCCCAGGGCCGUGGAUUGUUACAUCUGCCUAAGCCUUCUAGUGUUGGGGCUCCUACUCCCAGAGACUUUCAAGCUCCCUCUUCCUGAUAACAUUGAGGAUAUCAAGAGCAGAAGCCGCAAGUCAACUACCCCGGAAGCCGUGACGAUGCUGCGGAAUGGGCACUUCCCAGGACCUGAGAAUGAACAUCAAAUAACGCGGGAAAAUUAAAUGGCCUUUAUUCACUGAAAAAGAAGUGUGCUACAAACGAAGUGUAUGUUUGCUUUUGUCUUCCCCAGAUACGGUAUCACAUUUAACUAUUUUUUUUUUUUUUGACGUGUACAUUUUUAGCUGAGGUACCAACGAAAAUUCAGGAGAAGCAGACCGUUCGGUUUAUGAAUCGCAAUAAGUUCCGAGGUACCAGGUAAUACUAGGGCUGGGCGUCGAUUAAACAUUUUGGUCCAAUUAAUCGCCACCUUUUAAUCGAUUAAUUAGCCAAUUAAUCCUGUUUUGUUCAUAUAUAUGCAUAAUAAUAUUAAACAAAGCAAAAAUACAUGUUUUGCCUUUGCGGUGCAUGUGAUAAACGGCAAAUUGGACAAUUUCAGAUUAUAAAUCUACCUUGAUGUGUAGUUGAGAGUAGUGAAAAGACCUCCCUUACGAAAUAUUACUUCAGCCGCAGAGACAGAGAGGUUCGUUGAUAUUCUCCCGCAAUAGCGAACUCGUUUGAUUCUUUAUAGUCUAUGCUACGCUAAACGGACUCUCACACGGCGUUGAAGUGACUGGGACACAUAUAACAUCCACUUUUUUGGAAUUACAAAUUUCGCAUCUAAAGUUUACUUUUGCUCAAAACUUCACCUAAAGAAUUGCCUUAAUACAGUUUAACUGUGCGCGUUUGCUUGAUGAAAGGGUUACAGUUUUAACUUUUAUUUGUUUCUCAAAAUAUAAGAGAUUAACCGGUUAAAAAUGUAUAGCGAUUGAAGCGUUACUCGAUUAAUCGGUUGAUUAAUCGAUCAAGUGCCAGCCCGAGUUAAUACUACUAAUGAAGUGCAAGUAGCAGGACCAAAUACGCUCUUCGUGGCAACCUUGACCAUGUUUACCCUGCUCUUAGUGCCCUUCGCCUUGGAUGUGAUGUUUCUAACUGAUUAAUAAAUAAUAAUAAUGCAAAAA